AUGCCAAUCUCCAAGGAUCGGUUUAAAGCUUGUAUGCUCCUAAGUGCUGUGGGAGAUGCCUUGGGCUACAAAAAUGGCGAUUGGGAAUUUUGUCAUUCAGGGGAAGCUAUCCACGAUGAGUUGCUUGAGCUUGGAGGAAUUCAGAAAAUUGACAUAAAAGGAUGGAUGGUGAGCGAUGACACUGUGUUACACCUGGCAACAGCGGAAGCUUUGGUGUCAACUUGGGCAACUCGUGAUGAACUUUUUACUCAAAUUGCCUCUUUGUACAAAAAAAGUAUGGUAAGCAAAUGAAUGAUUUAUCAUUCUAAUAGAAUGAUACCUUCACUAAUCCCUGCCAGAAAAAUCCUUCAGAGUAUUAUCUUUCUGAAUGGUCUAUACCUGCCAAGUGUCACGCCUAAGGCGUGAUUGUCACGCCUGCGGAUCGAAAACUUGGAUCUCACGUCUACUUACGCCUGUGUUACAAUUUGUCGCGCCUGGUGGAAAAGUUUGAGCCAUUACAGCAUUAACUGACACAUUUUGAAAUACAAAAAUGUAUUAGUUAUUUAAAGAAACCAGAACCAAAGAGAGAAAAGAAAAGUCUAUGUGGAUGAUCAACUUUCUGCGGAUUCUUUUUUUUUAGUAGGGAAGUCAAUUUUCCUUUGUGUUCCCGUGUUCAUGUUAGACGGAACUCUUUGUAACGUCUUCGGAAGUCUUUGGGACGUCUUUGGACAACUUCGGAUAUUAUCGGACCCUACGAAAAAUCUUGGCACUCUUAAGAUAAAAAUGUCACACCUAUAAAUGUAAAAAAGUUGGCAGGUAUAGAAUGGUAGUAUCAAAAGUGAAGACCCUGAAAACGAAGACCUACAAAAUGAAGACCCCCUUCAAAUACAAAGACCCACUCGAAACAUAGACCCACUCGAAAAUGAAGACCCCCUCGAAAACAAAGACCCACUUGAAAACGAAGACCCCCUUGUAAAUGAAGACCCACUCAACCAGACAAUCAACCAGGAUCAAAUCAAAUCAAACACCAUUAAAUCACAUAAGACCACAAAAUAGUUAAUAGGUAAGUGAACUUAAUUAUCCAGCUAACAGUUAAUGAUCACAGGGUGCAAAGAAAAUCAUUUUUACAGCUUGCCAUUCGGGCAAGCUGAAGCUAGCAUUCACUAUCCCAGACGUCAUUUCAACUAGCCUCAAAAACCUUUUUGUUCUUCUGUUAUUCAAAUUCCUCAUAAAACAUCACUUGCCCGUCGGGCAAGUUAAAAACAGAAUUCACUAGCCCGAUAGCAAAAUCCACUAGCCCCGGGCUAUCGGACAGUACUUUCUUUGCACGCUGGAUCAUACCCUGGAUGCAAAAUUCCGAAUUUUAUGAAGCAUUUUCCGACAUCAGCUGUUGGAAAUUAGCAUAUUGUUUCUGCCACACGCUCGUCCUCCCACAGAUAGGCCGAAGAUGAUCAGCCUGCAGUUAUAUAUGUUGCGUGACUGGGGGGCAAAUGACCUGAAAAAGGGCAUUUUAUGUAUUUUGUCAACCUACUCUACUAGUUUAUCAAAGCAUCUCUACAGCCGUCCGGAAAUAAGAAAUUACUUCAAAAAGUAUUCGUCCGAAAAGUUUUGGUCUGUAUUUUAUUUGCUUAGGAGUAGUAGGAUUAUAUAUAGGUGUAUAUACAGUCCAGAGCUUUUCACUUUUGGAGAUGUUUUGAUCCGCGACCCAAGACAAGCAAUUACCCAGUCACAGAGCAAAUUUGAGUCACAUGACACGGUGCUUGUUUUUUUCAUGAGAGAUAUUCCAAAGUAAAGAUGAUUCAUUGAUCGAAAUAAGAUGCAAAAUUGACAUGUCUACAUCAAAAGAAAAAGCUUGCCUUCUCUAACACUUCAAAUCCAUGGUGCGUCAUCUCUUGCUCAAGUCUUCUAACAUUUCAUCUUCAUUGUUGUAUUACUAAAAACUGAGCAAAGACUGCCGGAUUAACGCAAAACUCUAACCCAUCAAGCUAUUGUUUCACACGUUUCCAAAAGUGGGAGAGCUUUGGACUGGUAUAUGGUUUAUCCCAUCCCCAAAUCGGGUCACUGCGAAAACUGUUGUGUAACACUGAUAGCAAUACAAUGUUUGUCAAGAGUGGGGGUGGGAUCCCAAAGCUACCGCAGCAAAAUCAGAGAGCCAGACCCUCAGCUAUCCCAGAGCCAUCAGGCUUCCUGGUCUGUGGGAUGAGACUCUUAGGAUGUUGAAUUUUUUCCUGCAGAAAUCCUGCCAUGGACAAGUUUUGUCCAUGUAGGUAAUCUUGCUUUACAUGUAAGUGAACUUCAAAUAACGAAUAACAUGAAUAAUAGAGCUUCUCAUUGUUUUCUUCUACAAAACAGUGUUUUUAAUUCAAUCAAGUCCGCAGUUUUCUUGCAAAUUAAAUUUCUGAAAUUAAAGCGACCAGGCAAUAAAAACCUUAUAUUAUUCUAGUGCCUUCAGAGUCUCCACUAAACACCUACUGGUCAAGAAGCCUCAGGACUCUGUGUAUGACUCUGUGAGCCUCUCUACGGGUACCUGCAGAUGUCCAUUUUGUUGGGCGUCUUCCCUCAAAUAAUCAGUUUUUUGGGCAAAAUUGUCGUAUAUCAAGAUUUUUUUUGCGUGGUAAUGCCACUAGUGAGCUCAGGCAAUCACAACGAUGACGGAAAUGAAAAACUAAGCUGAGAAAAACUCUGAAUUCGCAGCAGGCUUUUUGGCUGGUUUCUUUGCCUUUAUUGCAUGUCAAACUUGAUUGAAAUGGCAAUGCGAUCCUUGUUUUAAUCUGUAAGAUUGUCGCUUCAUCAAUGAUGAUUGCUGUGACUUUGAUUUUGUCGGAAAUACCCAUACAGAGGCUCACUCUGUCUCUGAUCGUGUUUUAAAAAUUAUUGAAAUUGCAUGCCUCUAACCUGUGUAUGACUGAAAUGAUCUAGUUCCCGUUUCUUGACAAAAAGUACUCUCUUAUCAACAAGUGAUUUUAGCUGCAAGGUGGACUGAAGAAAAUUUUGGAAAAUACCUUUCUUACAAUGUCUUUUCAGAGAGACAUGGUUGGACGAGCACCAGGAAAUACAACAUUAUCAAAUUGUGCAAGACUUCGACCAGGUCAGCCAGAUGGUUAUGUGGUGCCAUUUAAUCCCCGAGGGGGUGGCUGUGGGGCUGCCAUGCGCUCCAUGUGUAUUGGUUUAUUGUAUCCCUCCCCUGAGAAACUUGAUGAUUUGAUUGCCGUUAGUGUUGAGAGUGGAAGAAUGACCCACAACCACCCAACAGGUACUUUUGUCACUUUUAUGCCUUUUAACUUAUUUCCCCUUGCCCUAUAAAUGUCAAUCCUAGAGAUCAAAAUCCAAAAAUUCUUAAAAACUUCUGGUCACUACCAAAUUUGACACACAGGAAGUGAAAUGUUUGGGCCCAUUACCUGGAUUGUUUCAGCCCCCAACCAUAGAUACAGGCAUCACAAUUUGUUUUUGAAUAUCAUGGGGAGAUGGUAGUAUUCAGUAUAGACAAAAUGUCCUGAUUUUUAAACAGAUUCCUCACUUCGAACAGAAAAAGUGUGAGAAGAAUAGUGCAAAGAAUUGUUUGUUGAAGCUUCAGUAAGAGUGAAAUAAAACUUGAGGACCUUAACAGGGAUGAGGAGAAACCUAAACCUACGGCUAGUGGCAAUAGACAAUAUUCAUCACACCUGACAACAAUGAGGUUUUUAUGUUUCAAAACUGCUUCACUAGUCAGCAAUGUCAGUCAGGUUUUGUUGGAUUUAAGUGUUGUUUGCUGGACUAAUUAAUUUCUGCAAGAGUGCUUCCUCCUCAGCAGUUAAGCUGAAAUGAAUUAAGGAGCACUGAACAUCAUGAAAAAGUACAAAAUAAUAAUGUUUUACUGUACAUGAUUAAGUGAAUCAAGAAAAUGUUUGCUGGGUGAUUGGUAGUUUUUGAAAAGAAAGCUUCAAAAAUUAUUCCUUUUACAUCUUGACAUGAAUGAAUGCCUCAUUUUUAAUGGGAUUAUUAAUGAAUGUGUACUGUUGGUAAGGCCCAGUCAACUCUCUCAGUAGAUACCUCUAUAGGAUGGACACCUCCCUAAAACCGACACAUAGACUUGGUCCCUGCCGUUCUUUACUCCUCUUAGUCAACUCUCUAUAACACAGACACAAAAUGUAAGUCCUAGAGGUGUCCAUUAGAGAGGGUUGAGUGUACUUAGUCUGUGCGCCUUUACCCGCAUUGGCAUUUAAUGUAUGGAAGUCAUUAUAGUGAAGGUAAUGAUAUUAUAAUAAUUAUAAACAUUACCAUUAUCAAUUAUUGUUAAUGACAGGUUACCUUGGAUCCCUUGCCUCAUCUCUGCUCACUGCAUUUGCUGUUCAAGGAAGACCCAUCAGGGAGUGGGGUGCAGGUCUCUUGUCCACUCUCCCAAAAGCCUUGGGGUACAUCAAAGAGGCUGGACGGGAUGUCAAGGAGAAUGAAGAGCACUGGUCUUAUUUCACUGAUUCAUGGACUGCUUAUCUGACAACAAGGGGAAUCCUCCAUGGUGACAGUGAUCCUGUUUUCCCUCAGCCUUACUCUGUCAGAGAACGUGAUGUGUUUUACAAAUCCGUGAGCUAUCGCCAGGGUUGGGCUGGGGCUAGUGGUCAUGAUGCCCCUAUGAUUGCUUAUGAUGCACUUCUAGGAGCUGGAGCAUCCUGGGAAGAUCUUUGUAGCCGAGCCAUGUUCCAUGGUGGUGAUAGUGAUAGCACAGGUGUAAUAGCAGCAGCUUGGUGGGGAGUGUUGUAUGGUAUUGAUGGGGUUCCGAAACCUAACUAUAAAAAGUUAGAAUACAGAGAUAGGAUUGAAAAGGUGGCAGAGGAACUUUUUGUAAAGGCUAAAAGGCUGACUUAGAACUGGUGGUAGAUUCACACAGGUUUUUUAAAAUGGCAAUGGUAAACUAUUGCUGCAGUAAAUUACACAUUGCAGCACAAAAAACAUCUACCAUGAAACUUUUGAUAAUUCAUGAGUUGGUCAUGUCGGUAAUUGAUAGCAUUACCUGUGUAGCAUGAAUUAGAUCAGUAGAGGUGCGAUGCUCAUGACAAUGAUGAUGAUAGCGAUGAUUAUUACACAGUGAUUUUAAUCAUGAAGGUGUUGGCCAUUAUUGUAAUGAUGAUGAUGGUGUUCCUGAUUACCUUAGGGGCCGAAUCUAAAAUGAAAGAGACAAAGUGCUCAUCAAAAAAUUAGAAAUAUUAAAGCUUAAAGCAGACCAAUCUGGGAGUGGACCCCUAAGUAAGACCAAAAUCUAAGGUAACACUGUAUAAAGAUAUGAAGGCAUUUGUUGUUAUUGUAUAGACAUUUCUUUACAUGCAACCUUAAACUAGAGAGGAUGACUCUUCCGUUCUUUCCCUAGGUGAUACCAGGGGUGUCUUGAAAACAAAGACCCCUAAGACCCCUACGAUUAGCGUUAGGAAACUGAGUGAAUCAACUUUCAGGCCAGUUUGCCCAGUAUAAUGACCUAAAUGGAACCUGAUUCACUCAGUUUCCUUUCCCUAAUCAAUUAAGUUCAGAGUCAUUUGGUAUGGGGUGGAAGGGGUCUUGGGGGUCUUUGUUGGCAAGACACCCAUGAUAGUCGUACCUUUAUGAGUAAAAAUAUUUGCUUUUAAUCCUGAAUGCCUUAAGUGACAGCAAAAUCCCCAAUUUCUACCCAGAAGUGAGACAUUCAUGACACUUUAAUGUGAGACUGCUCCCCGUUGAUGAUAGUUAUGAUGAUGAUGAUGAUCAGGGUUGUCACUAAAAUUUCAAGUUGCCGGGUAAAUACAACAAGUAGGCGGGGAAUCAAACGGCUAGGGAUUUCUUUUGGUUCUAUUUUUCUUCUAUUUUCCAAUAAAAGUAGUCGGGGGCCACUCUCUUAGUAGCCGGGGAAAAUCCCCGGCCCCCGGCUCUUAAUGACAACCCUGAUGAUGAUGAUGAUAACAUUUGAAUUUCUCCAAAGGUACAAUUUCUUCGUAGGACGGGACACACGUCUUACUUCAUAAACGAUCUGUUUUAGUCUUCAGUUUUAGUUCAUUGAGAACUUUCCGAAUGUUGUGGGGCUUAAAACUAGAAGGAACUGUCUUACUUAGGAUAAAACCUUUCCGAAUGUUGUGAGGCUUAAAACUAGAAGGAACUGUCUUACUUAGGAUAGAACCUCCUAAAAGAAUGUGUUUCGUUUUUCUUCAAGAAGCACAGGCCUAUUUAAAUUAGGAACCCGCGAUAUUAAAGGAUGAGUUUUCAUGGUACUGUUAUAGGUUUGG
Porites lobata is the source of this 6203-nucleotide messenger RNA. The record is from the annotation of a GenBank genome assembly. Lineage: Eukaryota; Metazoa; Cnidaria; Anthozoa; Scleractinia; Poritidae.